CCAGGUCCCAUAAGGUUCCAGGUGUGCUCCAACCCUUCCCCACAUUCCUCUGGAGCCCCCAAAGAUGCCGCUACACGAAGAUCCCGACCUGAAUAGCCUCUCUGCUGGAUCGUCAAAUGGACUUGGCAGCGGCAAAGAUGGAACAAAGAGGAAUCUAAGGCCUCGACAUAUACAACUGAUUUCCAUGGGCGGGGCGAUCGGCACGGUCAUGUUUGUGCAGAUCGGUUCUGCGCUGGCGAUCGGUGGACCAGGGAGCCUAUUCGUGGCGUUUCUACUGUGGUCGACAGUCGUACUGGCGGUCAACAACUGCCUGGCGGAGAUGGUUUGUUGGAUCCCGAUCUCUUCACCCUUCGUAUGCGUGACUCCGCCCAGGCUACUUUCUCUUCUGAAACUAUGCCACCAGGUUAGAUUCGCAGACCGCUUCGUCGAUGAAGCUCUCGGCGUCGUGAGCGGGCUGAAUCUCUUCAUCUACAUCGCCAUCGGAAUUCCAUUCGAGAUGGCGGCGACGAAUCUGAUGCUCCAAUUCUGGACGGACAAGAUUCCAGUGCUCGCUGUUGUGGUGGUUAUGAUUAUAGCCUACACGGCCUUCAACGUGUUUGCCGUGCGGCUGUAUGGUGAGGUGGAGUUCUGGCUGGCGAUUGGAAAGAUUGUCUUGGCUGUGGGACUUUUCUUGUUCACACUGGUGGUGGCCCUGGGUGGCAAUCCUGAACACGAUCGAUUUGGGUUCAGAAAUUGGGAUAGCUCCAAAGUCCCGAUCCAGGGUGCGCCAUUUGCUGCGUAUGCGUUUCCGGGUGCGAGUGGUCGUUUCACCGGUUUCCUGAGCUGUCUUGUGCAAGCGGCAUUUACUAUGUCCGGUCCCGAGUACAUCGCAAUGACCGCCGGAGAAGCUGCGCAACCCCGUCGCACGAUGCAUCGAAGUUUCUCCUCCAUCACAUUCCGCCUGGUCAUGUUCAAUGUUCUCGGUGCCCUGUCUGUCGGGGUGCUUGUUCCACACUCCGACCCUGCCCUGCUUGGAGCCUCCGAGCAUGUCAAACGGGGUUCGGGAACGUCGCCAUACGUCAUCGCGAUGACGCGCCUGCGAAUCCCCUUUCUACCCCAUGUAGUCAAUGCGCUGGUGAUGUUGUCCAUAUUUUCUGCAGGGAACAGCUACGUGUAUACUGCCAGCAGAACGCUGUAUGGGAUGGCGUUGGAAGGACAGAUGCCCCGCGUCUUUGCCCGCUGCAGCAAGAGAGGUGUCCCGAUAUAUGCAGUUGGGGCCUCGAUGUUAUUCUCCUCGAUGGCAUUUCUCCAGCUGAAUAAAGCAAGCGCUGUCAUCCUGCAAUGGAUCACUCUUGUUGCCACUGUUGGCCUGAUGGUUGACAAUGCAAUAAUCUCGCUCACAUACCUGCGAUUCAGAGCCCUCCGCAAGGUGUGCGAGAUCGAUUUGUUCGAACGGGAGAGGGCAAGUGUGGAUGAUCGGGAUUGUAUGUAAUUAUUCAACAAAUACGGAAUCUACCAUUCAACGAAUACGUAUUUAAUUUCGCAUGCCUAUGCUGCCCAGGGGGACAUCUACGGUCGAUUUUCG
Molecule: messenger RNA, 1564 nt
Organism: Mycena citricolor
Lineage: Eukaryota; Fungi; Basidiomycota; Agaricomycetes; Agaricales; Mycenaceae
Source: the annotation of a GenBank genome assembly